Messenger RNA from Cucurbita pepo subsp. pepo (vegetable marrow), 4265 nucleotides. RefSeq names its product exportin-4 protein. Gene Ontology annotation, cellular component: cytoplasm; nuclear pore. Lineage: Eukaryota; Viridiplantae; Streptophyta; Magnoliopsida; Cucurbitales; Cucurbitaceae. Gene Ontology annotation, molecular function: nuclear export signal receptor activity. Gene Ontology annotation, biological process: protein export from nucleus. The record is from RefSeq and is a predicted model, not a curated record.
GAUCUUUCUCAAAAACCAAAUAAUUUGCCGUGUUCUCCUAAAACCCCACACGUCGCUUCUUCACAUGUUCUUGUACUGCCAAUCUCUUUCAAUCUUUGAGUCAAAUUCAAAGAGAUUUCGCUAUUAAUCUCAACUUUUCUCGGCCGCCGUUUCUCUCUUCAAUCCGUUCUUCUGUCUUUGAACAAUCAUUUCUCCGAAUUCACUGAGUAUCACAACAAAACUUUAAUCCGGACCUCUAACCAGAGGUCCUUCGGUAUUGAAUCCACUGUAGAAGAUGCAAGGUUUUCCAGAUGUCAAUGGGCCGCCAACCUUGGGUCAACUUCAGGCCACUAUGCAAGCCAUUGAGCUUGCCUGCAGUUCCAUUCAGAUGCACAUCAAUCCAUCUGCAGCUGAGGCAACUAUUCUAUCACUUCGGCAAUCGCCUCAUCCAUAUCAAACAUGCCAAUUCAUUCUUGAAAAUUCUCAGGUGGCUAAUGCACGAUUUCAGGCUGCUGCUGCAAUUAGAGAUGCUGCUAUUAGAGAGUGGAGCUUUCUUACUGCUGAUGUCAAGAGAACUUUAAUUAGUUUUUGUCUGUGCUAUGUUAUGCAACAUGCAAGCUCACCAGAGCGAUAUGUUCAAGCAAAGGUUUCUGCUGUGGCUGCUCAAUUGAUGAAAAGAGGCUGGCUCGAUUUUGAAGCCUCUGAGAAAGAGUCUUUCUUCAUUCAGGUAAAUCAGUCUAUCCAUGGUGUUCAUGGUAUUGAUGUUCAAUUUUGUGGAGUCAACUUUCUGGAGUCAUUGGUAUCAGAAUUUUCACCCUCUACAUCAAGUGCUAUGGGCCUUCCAAGGGAGUUCCAUGAGCAGUGCAGGAGGUCGUUGGAGCAGAACUACCUGAAGACGUUCUACUGUUGGGCAAUAGAUGCUGCCGUAAGUGUUACCACCGUGAUAAUUGAUUCUCAGACUGAGGUUCCAGAAGUUAAAGUUUGUACGGCUGCUCUACGUCUGAUGUUUCAAAUCUUGAACUGGGAUUUCCGUAAUGCGGUUGGUGCUAAGGCCAAUAUUAGCUUUUACUUUGCUGGAGUCAAGGAUCAUGGUGAUGCAACCAAGAGAUCUGAGUACAACUUGGUGCAGCCUGGUCCUGCUUGGCGUGACGUUUUGAUUUCAAGUGGCCAUAUUUCAUGGCUUUUGAAUCUAUAUGCGGCACUUCGACAGAAGUUUUCAUGUCAAGCCUUUUGGCUUGACUGCCCUAUAGCUGUAUCUGCUCGAAAGCUGAUUGUACAAUUUUGCUCCUUGGCAGGGACAAUAUUUCACUCUGAUAAUGGGCAGAUGCAUGAAAAUCAUCUAUUACAGCUUCUUUUGGGGAUAAUACAGUGGAUCAAUCCUCCUGAUGCUGUUUCUAGAGCAAUUGAAAGUGGAAAAUGCGAAAGUGAGAUGCUUGAUGGCUGUCGUGCAUUGCUGUCCAUCGCAACUGUAACAACUCCCUUUGCGUUUGACAAACUACUUAAAUCAAUCAGGCCAUUUGGCACGCUUCAACUAUUAUCUAGUUUGAUGGGUGAAGUUGUAAAGGUUCUUAUGACCCAUAACAGUGAUGAGGAGACAUGGAGUUGGCAAGCCCGUGAUAUAUUACUAGACUCCUGGGCUGCCCUUCUCGUACCAAUAGAGAGGUCUGGUCAGAAUUCAUUGCUUCCACAUGAAGGUAUCAGCGCUGCUGCUAACCUGUUUGCUCUGAUUGUGGAGUCAGAGCUAAAAGCCGCAUCUGCCUCAGCAUUGGAUGACAGUGUCGAAUCUGAAUAUUUUCAAGCUUCUGUUUCUGCCAUGGAUGAAAGAUUAAGUGCUUAUGCUCUUAUUGCAAGGGCAGCAAUAAAUGUCACAGUUCCCUUCCUCAUAGGACUGUUUACAGAGCGUCUCUCCAAGCUUAAUCAGGGCAGGGGCACCAUGGAUCUAACUGAAACACUGGAAGAAAUUUACUCACUUCUGUUAAUAAUUGGGCACGUGCUAGCUGAUGAAGUGGAGGGGGAAACACCAUCGGUUCCAAAUGCUAUACAGUCUCAGUUUAGUGAUGUGAUGGAAGCAGAGAAGCAUCCUGUUGUUUCACUAUCUAGCUUAGUCAUUAGGUUUUGUGAGCAAUGUUUGGACCACCAAACUAGGGCAUCAAUUUUCAGCCCUCGACUUAUGGAGUCAGUUGUAUGGUUUCUAUCAAGAUGGUCAUCAACAUAUUUACUUCACCCCGAAGAAAUCAUCACUAGCAACUGCAAUUAUGGUAAAGAACAUGAUCAUUUCCAGACACAGCAUACCAGGAAAGUCUGUUACAGCUUUUUUGGAGAACAUGGCCAAGGAAUACCUAUACUUGACGUUAUUAUUUGCAUAUCAGCAACUACACUUUUGUCAUAUCCUGGGGAAAAAGACUUGCAUGCACUCACAUGUAACCAACUGCUUCGUGCACUUGUUCGUCAGAAACAUAUUUGCAAUCAUCUUGUUUCACUGGAUUCCUGGCGUAAUUUAACAAAUGCUUUUGAUAAUGAAAAAAAAUUGUUCUUGUUGGAUUCCACUCACCAGCGUUCACUUGCUCAAACAUUAGUGCGUUCGGCUUCUGGGGUGAGAAAUAUAGAAUCAUCAAAUCAGUAUGUGAGGGAUCUUAUGGGCCAUACAACAACACAUCUUGUUGAAAUGGCUAGCAGGAAGGACUUAGCAAGUAUUGCUCAACAACCUGAUGUUAUGAUGAUGAUAAGUUUUUUGUUGGAGCGGCUUCGUGGAGCUGCUUGUGCUUCAGAACCCCGUACUCAGAGAGCAAUUUAUGAGUUGGGAUUUUCUGUCAUGAACCCUGUUUUGGUUCUUCUUGCAGUUUACAAGGAUGAGGCGGCAGUUGUUUAUAUGCUACUGAAAUUUGUGGUUCACUGGGUGGAUGGACAAAUUAGUUACUUAGAAGCUCAAGAAACAGCGACUGUUGUUGAUUUUUGCAUGCGUUUGCUCCAGCUGUAUUCGUCACAUAAUAUUGGCAAAAUAUCAGUAAGCCUUUCAAACAGCUUACUUAAUGAGGCAAAAAAUGAGAAGUACAAGGAUUUGCGUGCACUUCUUCAACUUCUUUCAAAUCUUUGUUCAAAAGAUCUGGUUGAUUUUUCAUCUGAUAAUUCGGACGUGCCAGCACCAGAUAUUUCUCAGGUCGUGUACUUCGGUCUCCACAUAAUUAGUCCUUUGAUAUCUUUGGAUUUGUUGAAAUACCCAAAGCUUUGCCGGGAUUACUUCUCUUUGUUGUCGCAUUUGCUUGAGGUUUAUCCUGAAACUGUUGCAAAACUGAAUCAUGAAGCUUUUGCUCAAGUUCUUAGGACUCUGGACUUUGGUCUCCAUCAUCAGGACAUAGAAGUUGUUGAUAUGUGUCUCAAGGCUCUGAAAUCGCUUGCUUCAUACCACUUAAAGGAAAUCGCUGCGGGUAAUCUUGGAUUGGACUCUCAAGUGAUUACGAGAAAGGACGUAGGUGAAGCUGUGCAGGAAGGUGUUCUGAGCGGAUUCCUCAAGUCUCUUCUGCAGUUGCUUCUUUUUGAGGAUUACAGCCCUGACCUGGUGGGGAAUGCAGCCGACGCUCUCUUUCCUCUAAUUCUAUGUGAUCAAGGAAUAUACCAGAAAUUAGCCACACAGUUAAUAGAGAGGCAGGAUAAUCCAACAUUCAAGUCGAGGAUUGCAAAUGCCUUGCAUACUCUGACCAGUGCAAACCAGCUUUCUUCUGUGCUUGAUCGUAUAAAUUCCCAGAGAUUUAGGAAAAAUUUACACAACUUCCUUAUUGAUGUUCGUGGUUUUUUGAGGACAGUUUGAUAUCUUGAUAUAAUUCGUUCUGUCAUGGUGCAUUCUCCAAAAUUAUCCUCAGCCAGAAGUUAGAAACAGAUGCUGGCAGUGUUGCUAUGAAGAUUGAGCACUAGAAGGCUUCAGCUAGCUGCUCUCUUCACUCUUGCAAGGAGAUGAACUACAAUUUCUGAUGCCCUUGUUUCAGGUAAGAACAAAUUUAAACUUUGAAGGAUUUCUGCUGAAAAGGCUCUCAGUUGUUUCUCUAAAUAUGGUGCAUUAUUGGCUUCGGUUUGGUGUUGGAAAAUAAUCCCCAUUUUAUGUUCUUUGGCUGUGGUUAGGCUGGAAUGUGAUGCAAUUUUAGUUUAGUUUAGAACAUUAUUCUUGAUAUUUGCACAAUUUGAAGGUGAUUGUAUAGUUUUGCUCUCUUAUAGUUUUGUUUUCAUCUCUACAAACUUGUAAUUGAGAACAAAGGUUUGGAGAUUGAUGUUUUCAAGACGAUUCUUCAAGACUU